GCCUGAGUCGAACCCAAUUAUCCACCUCUAAGCGAAGAAGGGCGAUCACGAUUGCUAACAUUGUCGCUGACCUGGACGCUGAUGCUGACGCUCGGGACGAUGAAGCAAAGCGCUGCAGAAGUUUUCCGAUUGCUGCCUUCCACGCAUUUCCUAGGCUUCCAUGCAUAUGCCAGCCUCAUGUCGUUGUUGCGGAUGGGCCUGUAAGCUGUUGGUUGACGUCGGCCCAAUUUCCAGAACAUUUCUCCCGCUUCUUCGCGACAGGGAUGUCUACGUGACUCCGUACCGCGCCGUUGAAAUGAAAGAAAACAUCAACGAGCUUGUUGAACGCUAUUCGCACGAGUACGGACGUAGACGGAUUGGCAAGCUUCGUUUUCCGAAAGGAUGGGGUCAAUCCCUCCUCUCUUUCUCUCUCUUUCGCAAACAGCCAGAUUGUCUCACGGCAUGUGGCCGUACUGUAGAUUGCCAUGAGGGAAUUAGCUGGGGCUACCGCUAUGUUGCGUGGGCCGUGGGCGCCGGGACGGUGGUCGGGCUGCGUGGCACAAGUGUCCUUGUGGCCCAGUCCAACGGCGAUUCCGUUGCUGGGGCCUCCAUGUUGGUGAAAAGUCACCAAAUGUCCGCACUUUGGGCCUUUUCUGCCCCCUCGUCAUUCCGUUUCGCCCUCUUGUUCGUGCGUGGAGAGAUACAGAUCAGGGCAUGACGAUAACUUUCCGGAUCGAUUGAAUUCCCAGAGCUUUGCGUGUAUCACCUCCAUGUCGCAUGAAUGGGAAGACAUCAUGUCAACCAAC
Colletotrichum phormii is the source of this 785-nucleotide messenger RNA. RefSeq lists its product as uncharacterized. The record is from RefSeq and is a predicted model, not a curated record. The transcript has a single exon. Lineage: Eukaryota; Fungi; Ascomycota; Sordariomycetes; Glomerellales; Glomerellaceae. The coding region runs from base 161 to 697 and encodes 178 amino acids.